AUGCGAGCUUACUUCUACGACGGUCUUCCUGGCGACCAGCGUCUACCUCACAACUCAGGAAAGCCAGUCAGCGUCGACGACCUCAUGAACAUUGGAGUUUACUACUACCAUCUCCCUGAGCUCGAGUCGGUCGAUAACCUUGCCCGCGAGCGUGACUACAAGAACCGCGACGAAAUCACGGUCUCUCCUCAGGCCAUGGGUGACGUCUACGAGACCAAGGUCAGGUCAUUCUUCGCCGAGCAUCUACACGAGGACGAGGAGAUCCGCUACAUCCGUGGUGGUCGUGGCUAUUUCGAUGUCCGAAGCCAGGACGACGACUGGGUGCGCAUUCUGCUCGAGAAGGACGAUUUGCUCAUUCUCCCUCCCGGCAUCUACCACCGCUUCACCACCGAUGAGAGCAACUUCGUCCAAGCUAUGAGGCUGUUCAAGGAGGACCCCAAGUGGACGCCUUUGAACCGUGGCCCCGAUGUCGACAAGAACGAGCACCGACAGGAAUACGUCAAGCAAUUCCUUGCUGAGUCUGCCCAGUAA
Fusarium sp. VM40 is the source of this 531-nucleotide messenger RNA. The record is from the annotation of a GenBank genome assembly. NCBI's taxonomy places the organism in Eukaryota, Fungi, Ascomycota, Sordariomycetes, Hypocreales, Nectriaceae.